This is a messenger RNA of Gongylonema pulchrum, 231 nucleotides long. NCBI's taxonomy places the organism in Eukaryota, Metazoa, Nematoda, Chromadorea, Rhabditida, Gongylonematidae. The record is from the annotation of a GenBank genome assembly.
AUGAACCAAAUUUUAGGUCUGAACAAAAACAAAAUGGCUAAGCUCGUCAUUGUCACCGCAAUGCUUGCUUUGGCAGUGGCUGUAUCGGCAGCACCAACCGAAGAACCCUCUUAUGUCGAUGUACCAAUAACCGAUUCGGAAGAACUCAGCGAUGCAACGUCGACGCUUGCGCCUGCCAUCGAACAAGAGCAGGAAAUGGCUGCAAAGGUUUGUACAGUUCUCGAAGCAUAA